Somion occarium is the source of this 2384-nucleotide messenger RNA. The record is from the annotation of a GenBank genome assembly. NCBI's taxonomy places the organism in Eukaryota, Fungi, Basidiomycota, Agaricomycetes, Polyporales, Cerrenaceae.
GCACGAUCGAGAAAGGCAAGCGCCCGGUAUAGUAUUGAUCGGCGGCAUUGAUGCGCCUUUCCCUUUUCUCAAGUUCCCAACUUUUCGACCACCAUGGCCAUCGACCGCGGAGGAGAGACAACCACGCAGCUCCUCACCCUUCUCAACGUAUCUGCUACAAGGGCGGGAAAGCGAAAAUGGACUGCAGAUGAAGCCAAGCCUUCCCAAAAACUGAACAAACGCCGGACUACAGUACAACUCGAAGAAUCCUCUGCGGUAACCCUCGAGGUGGAAACUGCCCCAGGCAAUCCUGAGACGAUAAAAGCUAAUGAAGAGCCUGAACAUGUCGAUGAAGAAGAAGAGGAGAUUAUUGUGGGCGAGCAUGGGGUAGUUGAGGAUGCUCCUGAGAACAACACCGACCCUUAUGAGACACAUUUUGGCCCUGACUCGCAGGUGUUGUCGGAAAACAAGCGUAACGCUGUCGAUGAACGUGCCUGGAAAACGUCCAAGGGGGCAUUAGGCAAAUUGGGCAAUGUCGUUGAAUACUCGACGGAGGAAGCGGCGGCGGCAGCCAAACAGUUGCCUCAGAUUUCAGUACUAGAUCGCCUAAAGGGGCCUCUCCAAGAGAAGCAAGAGAAGUUGCCGAAAGAACUUGCUACUCUUCAGAACGAUUUGCUUGCAAUGUUGAGCUCAUAUAAAGAUCUCUAUAUCACGAGAACCGCGCUCGAGACUCAGCAACACGCUCGGGAAGCCAUUAUGCUCCACGCUCUCAACCAUAUAACGAAAAAGCGACGACGCGUCCUCAAGAACAAUGAGCGACUUUCCAACGCAUCAAAAUCAGGUGCCGAACCGCCAGAAGACGUUCAGGACCAAGGUUUUACUCGUCCUUCUAUUCUCGUUCUGCUCCCCUUCCGUUCUUUUGCACUUCGAUGGCUCUCAGCCCUUACGACACAUACACCAUCGCCGUCAUACCAGAUUGAAAACCGGUCUCGGUUCGAAUCUGAGUAUGGAUUGCCUCCUGGCGCCAUCGAUAAACUAGCUAGUGCCGAACCUGGGACAUACCCAAAGGACCAUGUGGAGAUGUUCAAGGGAAAUGUUGAUGAUAGCUUCAGGGUGGGCGUCAAGAUGACUCGGAAGAGUAUCAAGUUGUUUGCGGAGUUCUACGGGGGUGAUAUCAUCUUCGCCAGUCCGCUUGGGCUGAGGAUGUCGAUCCAGAAGGAGAAGAAUGCCGAUUUCUUGUCUUCGAUUGAAAUGCUCAUCGUAGAUCAAAUGGAUGCUCUUACGAUGCAGAAUUGGGAACACGUUCAGUUCAUUAUCUCACAAAUGAACCAAAUGCCGAAGGAGUCCCAUGAUGUUGAUUUCUCUCGUAUCAAGCCGUGGUACCUGGAUGGCCAUGCCGCAUAUCUACGUCAAUCUAUCCUGCUCACGGCUUAUGAGACACCGGAUACCCGUGCUUUAUUCAAUCAUAACUUGAAGAACGUCGCUGGCAAGAUCCGAACUGAAAGGCGUUGGAAUCCCAUUGCUGUGCCUGAGGGCGUUCAGCCGGAUUUCGACCAGGUCGACUGUAUCAGCCCUAAGGAUGAGCCUGAGAAACGCUUCCAAUAUUUUACGACGCAGCUACUUCCUGCGAUUUUGAAGUCUGCUGUUCAAAGCGUCAACACUGUCGUCUUUAUCCCCUCUUCCUUCGACUUUAUCAGAGUGCAUAAUCACUUUAGAAAGAACGUCGGCGUCCCGUUUGCUGUUCUUUCCGAGUAUUCGAGUAAUCAGGACAUCUCACGGGCUCGUCAAGCAUUCUUCACUGGACGGAAGUCGUUCCUCCUUGUGAGCGAGCGGUUCCACUUCUUCAGAAGGUACAAAAUACGAGGUAUUCGUAACCUCAUCUUCUACGGCCCCCCCGAUCAUCCCCAAUUCUACACGGAGUUCCUCUCAUACCCAUUCCUCGAUGACGGUGUAGAGCCAUCCGACGUGAUGUGCAAGGUUAUAUACUCAAGGUACGACAUUAUGCGGCUGGAGAGGAUUGCAGGAAGUGAAAAUGUGGGCCGCCUUAUUCAUCGAGGCAUGAUGUAGUCACGAUGUUAUCAUCCCGCUUGGGUACACUGACGUUGUUUCAACAUGGUUUUACUGCACUUCAAUAGCUCACGUCUGGUCGUAUGCAUAACGUAUCACCUGAGUCGCGAGGCCAAGAAGGGGUAGGUGCUUCCCCAACAGUAUUUUCUCCCAUUCUUAUCCACUACUUGUUGUCGUUCUUCCGACCAUGAGGAGCAAAAAGCAAUGGUGCGAGCGGAAUUUGGACCCAUGCCUGGAUAUCCAGAUGAGAGCAAAAGCAGGCAGACCAAGUCACUUGGGAGUCGGGACCUCCCACCUGUAGAACUUAAUUCAUGCGAUCGGCAGCUGCAGCAUGCCCU